Molecule: messenger RNA, 387 nt
Organism: Pogonomyrmex barbatus (red harvester ant)
Lineage: Eukaryota; Metazoa; Arthropoda; Insecta; Hymenoptera; Formicidae
Product: mitochondrial inner membrane protease ATP23 homolog
Biological process (GO): mitochondrial protein processing; mitochondrial proton-transporting ATP synthase complex assembly
Molecular function (GO): metalloendopeptidase activity
Source: RefSeq, a predicted model, not a curated record
AUGGUUCGGGGAGUUCUUCUACAUGAAAUGAUUCAUAUGUUUGACUACUGUCGUAAUAAACUUGAUAUGAAAAACAUUGAUCAUUUAGCCUGUACAGAAAUUAGAGCAGCGAAUCUUGGACACUGUAGUUUUAUGAGUUCGUUAUUGCAAGGCGACUCAUCUUUGAUUAAUAUAAAAGCAACACAUCAGAAUUGUGUGAAACAUAAAGCUAAGCUGUCAGUAAUGGCUGUGCACAAAGUAUCGGACGCAGUAGCAAAUGCAGCUAUAGAAAGAGUAUUUACAAAAUGCUAUAAUGAUUUAGAACCAAUUGGCAGAAGAAUUCGUAGAAAUUCUCUUGAUAUGCCAAGAGCAUAUGCAGAAGGACAUUUAUAUGGAUAUGAUACGUAA